AUGGCGCGAGAAAGAAAUGAAACAGAGGCGGCUGGUCAACAAAUUUCUUUCGUGGCCUCGGAUGUGUCAGCAGAUGGUUUACAAGAUAGAAACAGCAUGGCAACAGUUAUCGAUGAGCGAGAACAGGCUGAAGCUCAAUAUCUGUCCCCAAGCGAUUCUACAGGAGCUAUGAGUAACGACGACAACGAGGCCAAUUUCAUAAAGUACGACACGAUAUCUCCUAAAUCAUUAGAUACAUCUCUCGGGAACGGAAGCACUUUGGUCGUCAAGGAGAAGCAUCCCGUCGCGUUGGUUGAGGAGCCACUAAAAGUAGUCCAGCCUGCUGGGAACCAUACGGUACGAACACCUACCCACCUGGAUGGUACUUUGAUCUCUUCUCAACGUCAGAUUCAAAUUGGAUUGUCUGUAAUUGCACCGGAUUUGAAUACGGUGCAGAGUCCAAACUGUAUUCUGUUUCCAAAUUUCAAGAAGCUCGCGGUCGAGAUUCGACUCAUGAUCUGGAGAACAGCUUUGUUCAAGCCAACGGUGAUCAAUUUGCAGCUUCAAAAGCGUCACAUCUACCUCUAUGGGGAAAUAAAUAUCUGGAGGCCGAAAUCCUGGUGCCGAAUCCGGCAUGUCUGCAAAGAGGCUCGUGGAGAGGCACAGCAAUUUCAAACAUCCUUUCUUCCAGAGACCAUUCAGAGACCGUUGUUCUAUAUGAAUAGAGACGUUGAUACCAUCUUUCUGGCAGAUGAUGCUUACUAUGAAAGCUGA
Molecule: messenger RNA, 753 nt
Organism: Cadophora gregata
Lineage: Eukaryota; Fungi; Ascomycota; Leotiomycetes; Helotiales; Ploettnerulaceae
Exons: 1
Coding region: 1-753 (250 amino acids)
Source: RefSeq, a predicted model, not a curated record